Molecule: messenger RNA, 29607 nt
Organism: Nerophis lumbriciformis (worm pipefish)
Lineage: Eukaryota; Metazoa; Chordata; Actinopteri; Syngnathiformes; Syngnathidae
Source: RefSeq, a predicted model, not a curated record
AUGGACUUCAACUUGCACAACUUGGGUCAUGUUGGACCGUCCUUCGCCAAGAACAGUGGAGGACUCAAGAGUCAAUCUGCUGAGGGAGGACUGCAAGGCAUCAGGAUUAGCACACGGCACCUCAAGAUCAAACCUGGCAAACCAGGCACAACUUGUGACCCAAGCACCCUCAAUAUCACAGGCCCCACAGAAGGCCAAGGCGCCCCUGGAGUUCCAGGCACCCAUGGCCCAGGCCCCCCACACAGCCGAGACAACCCUGAAAACACAGACCGAAAAAAAUAUCCAAGCAACACAGAGACCGAAGGCAGCCCAAGUACCACAAACCCAACAGACAGCGCGAGCACCACAGGUCCAACAACAAGCUUAAGCACCACAGGUACCACAGAGAGCUCAAACACAGCAGAAACAACAGAGAGCACUGACACUGCAGAUACCACAGGCAGCCCAAAUACAACAACUCCAACAGACAGCGCUGACACCACAGGUCACACAGACAGCAGUGACACAACCAUAACAGGUCCCACAGACAGCUCAAGCACACCAGGUACCACAGGCACUGCAAACAGCCCAAGUACAACGAUUCCAACAAAUAGUGCUAGCACAACAGGCCCAACUGAAAGCCCAAGCAGCACAAUUCUCACAGACAGCACUGAUACAGCUCGCACAACAGACAGCCCAGACAUCAUCAUCACCACGAGCACCACAGGUCCAACAGGUAGCCAAAGUACCACAGAACCCACAGACAGCACCGACACUUUAAGCGCCACAAGCGGCCUAAGUACCACAAACCCAACGGCCAGCGCGAGCACCACAGGCCCAACAGACAGCCCAAGCCCCACGGGUACCACAGAGAGCUCAAGCACAGUAGACACGACAGAGAGCACUGACACUACAGAUACCACAGGCAGCCCAAGUACAACAACUCCAACAGAUAGCGCUGACACCACAGGUUCCACAGACAGCAAUGACACAACUGACACAGGUCCCACAGACAGUGUCAGCACCACAAGCACACCUACCGGCCCAAGAACCACCACAGGUCCAACAGACAGCUCAAGCACCACAGGCCCCACAGACAGCACCGACACUGCAAGCGCCACAAGCAGUCAAAGUACCACAAACCCAGAGAGCGGUAGCACCACAGGUCCCGCAGACAGCACCGACACUGCAAGCGCCACAAGCAGCCCAAGUACCACAAACUCAGACAGCGCGAGCACCACAGGCCCAACAGGCAUCCCAAGCACCAUAGGCUCCACAGGCAGCACUGACACUGCAAGUGCCACAAGCAGCCCAAGUACAACAAUUCCAACAGACAGUGCUAGCGCAACAGGCCCAACAGCUAGUCUAAGCACCACAGGUCCAACAGAGAGCUCAAGCACAUCAGGCACGACAGAGAGAACUGACACUUCAGGUACCAUAGACAGCCGAAGUACAACUCCAACAGACAGCUCAAGCACACCAGGUACCACAGGCACUGCAAACAGCCCAAGUACAACGAUUCCAACAGACAGUGCUAGCACUACAGGCCCAACAGCCAGUCUAAGCACCACAGGUCCAACAGAGAGCUCAAGCACAUCAGGUACGACAGAGAGAACUGACACUUCAGGUACCAUAGACAGCCAAAGUACAACAACUCCAACAGACAGCUCAAGCACACCAGGUACCACAGGCACUGCAAACAGCCCAAGUACAACGAUUCCAACAAACAGUGCUAGCACCACAGUUCCAACUGGAAGCCCAAGCAGCACGAUUCUCACAGACAGCACUGAUACAGCUCGCACAACAGACAGCCCAGACAUCAUCAUCACCCCGAGCACCACAGGCCCAACAGGUAGCCAAAGUACCACAGGCCCCACAGACAGCAGCGACACUGCAAGCGCCACAAGCAGCCUAAGUACCACAAGUACCACAGACAGCAGUGACACAACCGGAACAGGUUCCACAGAUAGUCUCAGCACCAUGAGCACACCUACCGGCCCAAGAACCACCACAGGCCCAACAGACAGCUCAAGCACACCAGGUACCACAGGCACUGCAAACAGCCCAAGUACAACGACUCCAACAAACAGUGCUAGCACCACAGGCCCCACAGACAGCCAAAGUACCACAGGCCCCACAGACAGCAGCAACACUGCAAGCGCCACAAGCAGCCUAAGUACCACAAGUACCACAGACAGCAGUGACACAACCGGAACAGGUUCCACAGACAGUCUCAGCACCAUGAGCACACCUUCUAGCCCAAGGACCACCACAGGCCCAACAGACAGCUCAAGCACACCAGGUACCACAGGCACUGCAAACAGCCCAAGUACAACGACUCCAACAAACAGUGCUAGCACCACAGGCCCCACAGACAGCAGUGACACAACCACCACAGGCCCAACAACCAGUCUAAGCACCACAGGUCCAACAGACAGCUCAAGCACAUCAGGCACGACAGAGAGAACUGACACUUCAGGUACCAUAGACAGCCCAAGUACAACAACUCCAACAGAGAGCUCAAGCACAUCAGGCACGACAGAGAGAACUGACACUUCAGGUACCAUAGACAGCCGAAGUACAACAACUCCAACAGACAGCUCAAGCACACCAGGUACCACAGGCACUGCAAACAGCCCAAGUACAACGACUCCAACAAACAGUGCUAGCACCACAGGCCCCUCAGACAGCCAAAGUACCACAGGCCCCACAGACAGCAGCGACACUGCAAGUGCCACAAGCAGCCUAAGUACCACAAGUACCACAGACAGCAGUGACACAACCGGAACAGUUUCCACAGACAGUCUCAGCACCAUGAGCACACCUUCUAGCCCAAGGACCACCACAGGCCCAACAGACAGCUCAAGCACACCAGGUACCACAGGCACUGCAAACAGCCCAAGUACAACGAUUCCAACAAACAGUGCUAGCACCACAGGCCCAACUGGAAACCCAAGCAGCACGAUUCUCACAGACAGCACUGAUACAGCUCGCACAACAGACAGCCCAGACAUCAUUAUCAGCCCGAGCACCACAGGCCCAACAGGUAGCCAAAGUACCACAGGCCCCACAGACAGCAGCGACACUGCAAGCGCCACAAGCAGCCUAAGUACCACAAGUACCACAGACAGCAGUGACACAACCGGAACAGUUUCCACAGACAGUCUCAGCACCAUGAGCACACCUUCUAGCCCAAGGACCACCACAGGCCCAACAGACAGCUCAAGCACACCAGGUACCACAGGCACGGCAAACAGCCCAAGUACAACGAUUCCAACAGACAGUGCUAGCACUACAGGCUCAACAGCCAGUCUAAGCACCACAGGUCCAACAGACAGCUCAAGCACACCAGGUACCACAGGCACUGCAAACAGCCCAAGUACAACAAUUCCAACAAACAGUGCUAGCACAACAGGCCCAACUGGAAACCCAAGCAGCACGAUUCUCACAGACAGCACUGAUACAGCUCGCACAACAAACAGCCCAGACAUCAUCAUCACCCCGAGCACCACAGGCCCAACAGGUAGCCAAAGUACCACAGGCCCCACAGACAGCAGCGACACUGCAAGCGCCACAAGCAGCCUAAGUACCGCAAGUACCACAGACAGCAGUGACACAACCGGAACAGGUUCCACAGACAGUCUCAGCACCAUGAGCACACCUUCUAGCCCAAGGACCACCACAGGCCCAACAGACAGCUCAAGCACACCAGGUACCACAGGCACUGCAAACAGCCCAAGUACAACGACUCCAACAAACAGUGCUAGCACCACAGGCCCCACAGACAGCAGUGACACAACCACCACAGGCCCAACAACCAGUCUAAGCACCACAGGUCCAACAGAGAGCUCAAGCACAUCAGGCACGACAGAGAGAACUGACACUUCAGGUACCAUAGACAGCCGAAGUACAACAACUCCAACAGAGAGCUCAAGCACAUCAGGCACGACAGAGAGAACUGACACUUCAGGUACCAUAGACAGCCGAAGUACAACAACUCCAACAGACAGCUCAAGCACACCAGGUACCACAGGCACUGCAAACAGCCCAAGUACAACGACUCCAACAAACAGUGCUAGCACCACAGGUCCCUCAGACAGCCAAAGUACCACAGGCCCCACAGACAGCAGCGACACUGCAAGCGCCACAAGCAGCCUAAGUACCACAAGUACCACGGACAGCAGUGACACAACCGGAACAGUUUCCACAGACAGUCUCAGCACCAUGAGCACACCUUCUAGCCCAAGGACCACCACAGGCCCAACAGAAAGCUCAAGCACACCAGGUACCACAGGCACUGCAAACAGCCCAAGUACAACGAUUCCAACAGACAGUGCUAGCACUACAGGCCCAACAGCCAGUCUAAGCACCACAGGUCCAAUAGAGAGCUCAAGCACAUCAGGUACGACAGAGAGAACUGACACUUCAGGUACCAUAGACAGCCAAAGUACAACAACUCCAACAGACAGCUCAAGCACACCAGGUACCACAGGCACCACAAACAGCCCAAGUACAACGACUCCAACAAACAGUGCUAGCACCACAGGCCCCUCAGACAGCCAAAGUACCACAGGCCCCACGGACAGCAGCGACACUGCAAGUGCCACAAGCAGCCUAAGUACCACAAGUACCACGGACAGCAGUGACACAACCGGAACAGUUUCCACAGACAGUCUCAGCACCAUGAGCACACCUUCUAGCCCAAGGACCACCACAGGCCCAACAGACAGCUCAAGCACACCAGGUACCACAGGCACUGCAAACAGCCCAAGUACAACGACUCCAACAAACAGUGCUAGCACCACAGGCCCCACAGACAGCAGUGACACAACCACCACAGGCCCAACAACCAGUCUAAGCACCACAGGUCCAACAGAGAGCUCAAGCACAUCAGGCACGACAGAGAGAACUGACACUUCAGGUACCAUAGACAGCCGAAGUACAACAACUCCAACAGACAGCUCAAGCACACCAGGUACCACAGGCACUGCAAACAGCCCAAGUACAACGAUUCCAACAAACAGUGCUAGCACCACAGGCCCAACAGGUAGCCAAAGUACCACAGGCCCCACAGACAGCAGCGACACUGCAAGCGCCACAAGCAGCCUAAGUACCACAAGUACCACAGACAACAGUGACACAACCGGAACAGUUUCCACAGACAGUCUCAGCACCAUGAGCACAUCUUCUAGCCCAAGGACCACCACAGGCCCAACAGACAGCUCAAGCACACCAGGUACCACAGGCACUGCAAACAGCCCAAGUACAACGACUCCAACAAACAGUGCUAGCACCACAGGCCCCUCAGACAGCCAAAGUACCACAGGCCCCACAGACAGCAGCGACACUGUAAGUGCCACAAGCAGCCUAAGUACCACAAGUACCACAGACAGCAGUGACACAACCGGAACAGUUUCCACAGACAGUCUCAGCACCAUGAGCACACCUUCUAGCCCAAGGACCACCACAGGCCCAACAGACAGCUCAAGCACACCAGGUACCACAGGCACUGCAAACAGCCCAAGUACAACGAUUCCAACAAACAGUGCUAGCACCACAGGCCCAACUGGAAACCCAAGCAGCACGAUUCUCACAGACAGCACUGAUACAGCUCGCACAACAGACAGCCCAGACAUCAUUAUCAGCCCGAGCACCACAGGCCCAACAGGUAGCCAAAGUACCACAGGCCCCACAGACAGCAGCGACACUGCAAGCGCCACAAGCAGCCUAAGUACCACAAGUACCACAGACAGCAGUGACACAACCGGAACAGUUUCCACAGACAGUCUCAGCACCAUGAGCACACCUUCUAGCCCAAGGACCACAACAGGCCCAACAGACAGCUCAAGCACACCAGGUACCACAGGCACUGCAAACAGCCCAAGUACAACGACUCCAACAAACAGUGCUAGCACCACAGGCCCCUCAGACAGCCAAAGUACCACAGGCCCCACAGACAGCAGCGACACUGCAAGCGCCACAAGCAGCCUAAGUACAACAAGUACCACAGACAGCAGUGACACAACCGGAACAGUUUCCACAGACAGUCUCAGCACCAUGAGCACACCUUCUAGCCCAAGGACCACCACAGGCCCAACAGACAGCUCAAGCACACCAGGUACCACAGGCACUGCAAACAGCCCAAGUACAACGACUCCAACAAACAGUGCUAGCACCACAGACCCCACAGACAGCAGUGACACAACCACCACAGGCCCAACAACCAGUCUAAGCACCACAGGUCCAACAGAGAGCUCAAGCACAUCAGGCACGACAGAGAGAACUGACACUUCAGGUACCAUAGACAGCCGAAGUACAACAACUCCAACAGACAGCUCAAGCACACCAGGUACCACAGGCACUGCAAACAGCCCAAGUACAACGAUUCCAACAAACAGUGCUAGCACCACAGGCCCAACAGGUAGCCAAAGUACCACAGGCCCCACAGACAGCAGCGACACUGCGAGCGCCACAAGCAGCCUAAGUACCACAAGUACCACAGACAGCAGUGACACAACCGGAACAGUUUCCACAGACAGUCUCAGCACCAUGAGCACACCUUCUAUCCCAAGGACCACCACAGGCCCAACAGACAGCUCAAGCACACCAGGUACCACAGGCACUGCAAACAGCCCAAGUACAACAAUUCCAACAAACAGUGCUAGCACAACAGGCCCAACUGGAAACCCAAGCAGCACGAUUCUCACAGACAGCACUGAUACAGCUCGCACAACAAACAGCCCAGACAUCAUCAUCACCCCGAGCACCACAGGCCCAACAGGUAGCCAAAGUACCACAGGCCCCACAGACAGCAGCGACACUGCAAGCGCCACAAGCAGCCUAAGUACCACAAGUACCACAGACAGCAGUGACACAACCGGAACAGUUUCCACAGACAGUCUCAGCACCAUGAGCACACCUUCUAGCCCAAGGACCACCACAGGCCCAACAGACAGCUCAAGCACACCAGGUACCACAGGCUCUGCAAACAGCCCAAGUACAACGACUCCAACAAACAGUGCUAGCACCACAGGCCCCACAGACAGCAGUGACACAACCACCACAGGCCCAACAACCAGUCUAAGCACCACAGGUCCAACAGAGAGCUCAAGCACAUCAGGCACGACAGUGAGAACUGACACUUCAGGUACCAUAGACAGCCGAAGUACAACAACUCUAACAGACAGCUCAAGCACACCAGUUACCACAGGCACUGCAAACAGCCCAAGUACAACGACUCCAACAAACAGUGCUAGCACCACAGGCCCAACAGGUAGCCAAAGUACCACAGGCCCCACAGACAGCAGCGACACUGCAAGCGCCACAAGCAGCCUAAGUACCACAAGUACCACAGACAGCAGUGACACAACCGGAACAGUUUCCACAGACAGUCUCAGCACCAUGAGCACACCUUCUAGCCCAAGGACCACCACAGGCCCAACAGACAGCUCAAGCACACCAGGUACCACAGGCACUGCAAACAGCCCAAGUACAACAAUUCCAACAAACAGUGCUAGCACAACAGGCCCAACUGGAAACCCAAGCAGCACGAUUCUCACAGACAGCACUGAUACAGCUCGCACAACAAACAGCCCAGACAUCAUCAUCACCCCGAGCACCACAGGCCCAACAGGUAGCCAAAGUACCACAGGCCCCACAGACAGCAGCGACACUGCAAGCGCCACAAGCAGCCUAAGUACCACAAGUACCACAGACAGCAGUGACACAACCGGAACAGUUUCCACAGACAGUCUCAGCACCAUGAGCACACCUUCUAGCCCAAGGACCACCACAGGCCCAACAGACAGCUCAAGCACACCAGGUACCACAGGCACUGCAAACAGCCCAAGUACAACGACUCCAACAAACAGUGCUAGCACCACAGGCCCCACAGACAGCAGUGACACAACCACCACAGGCCCAACAACCAGUCCAAGCACCACAGGUCCAACAGAGAGCUCAAGCACAUCAAGCACGACAGAGAGAACUGACACUUCAGGUACCAUAGACAGCCGAAGUACAACAACUCCAACAGACAGCUCAAGCACACCAGGUACCACAGGCACUGCAAACAGCCCAAGUACAACGACUCCAACAAACAGUGCUAGCACCACAGGCCCCUCAGACAGCCAAAGUACCACAGGCCCCACAGACAGCAGCGACACUGCAAGCGCCACAAGCAGCCUAAGUACCACAAGUACCACAGACAGCAGUGACACAACCGGAACAGUUUCCACAGACAGUCUCAGCACCAUGAGCACACCUUCUAGCCCAAGGACCACCACAGGCCCAACAGACAGCUCAAGCACACCAGGUACCACAGGCACUGCAAACAGCCCAAGUACAACGACUCCAACAAACAGUGCUAGCACCACAGGCCCCACAGACAGCAGUGACACAACCACCACAGGCCGAACAACCAGUCUAAGCACCACAGGUCCAACAGAGAGCUCAAGCACAUCAGGCACGACAGAAAGAACUGACACUUCAGGUACCAUAGACAGCCGAAGUACAACAACUCCAACAGACAGCUCAAGCACACCAGGUACCACAGGCACUGCAAACAACCCAAGUACAACGACUCCAACAAACAGUGCUAGCACCACAGGCCCAACAGGUAGCCAAAGUACCACAGGCCCCACAGACAGCAGCAACACUGCAAGCGCCACAAGCAGCCUAAGUACCACAAGUACCACAGACAGCAGUGACACAACCGGAACAGUUUCCACAGACAGUCUCAGCACCAUGAGCACACCUUCUAGCCCAAGGACCACCACAGGCCCAACAGACAGCUCAAGCACACCAGGUACCACAGGCACUGCAAACAGCCCAAGUACAACGACUCCAACAAACAGUGCUAGCACCACAGGCCCCACAGACAGCAGUGACACAACCACCACAGGCCCAACAACCAGUCUAAGCACCACAGGUCCAACAGAGAGCUCAAGCACAUCAGGCACGACAGAGAGAACUGACACUUCAGGUACCAUAGACAGCCGAAGUACAACAACUCCAACAGACAGCUCAAGCACACCAGGUACCACAGGCACUGCAAACAGCCCAAGUACAACGACUCCAACAAACAGUGCUAGCACCACAGGCCCAACAGGUAGCCAAAGUACCACAGGCCCCACAGACAGCAGCGACACUGCAAGCGCCACAAGCAGCCUAAGUACCACAAGUACCACAGACAGCAGUGACACAACCGGAACAGUUUCCACAGACAGUCUCAGCACCAUGAGCACACCUUCUAGCCCAAGGACCACCACAGGCCCAACAGACAGCUCAAGCACACCAGGUACCACAGGCACUGCAAACAGCCCAAGUACAACGACUCCAACAAACAGUGCUAGCACCACAGGCCCCACAGACAGCAGUGACACAACCACCACAGGCCCAACAACCAGUCUAAGCACCACAGGUCCAACAGAGAGCUCAAGCACAUCAGGCACGACAGUGAGAACUGACACUUCAGGUACCAUAGACAGCCGAAGUACAACAACUCCAACAGACAGCUCAAGCACACCAGGUACCACAGGCACUGCAAACAGCCCAAGUACAACGACUCCAACAAACAGUGCUAGCACCACAGGCCCAACAGGUAGCCAAAGUACCACAGGCACUGCAAACAGCCCAAGUACAACAAUUCCAACAAACAGUGCUAGCACAACAGGCCCAACUGGAAACCCAAGCAGCACGAUUCUCACAGACAGCACUGAUACAGCUCGCACAACAAACAGCCCAGACAUCAUCAUCACCCCGAGCACCACAGGCCCAACAGGUAGCCAAAGUACCACAGGCCCCACAGACAGCAGCGACACUGCAAGCGCCACCAGCAGCCUAAGUACCACAAGUACCACAGACAGCAGUGACACAACCGGAACAGUUUCCACAGACAGUCUCAGCACCAUGAGCACACCUUCUAGCCCAAGGACCACCACAGGCCCAACAGACAGCUCAAGCACACCAGGUACGACAGGCUCUGCAAACAGCCCAAGUACAACGACUCCAACAAACAGUGCUAGCACCACAGGCCCCACAGACAGCAGUGACACAACCACCACAGGCCCAACAACCAGUCUAAGCACCACAGGUCCAACAGAGAGCUCAAGCACAUCAGGCACGACAGAGAGAACUGACACUUCAGGUACCAUAGACAGCCGAAGUACAACAACUCCAACAGACAGCUCAAGCACACCAGGUACCACAGACACUGCAAACAGCCCAAGUACAACGACUCCAACAAACAGUGCUAGCACCACAGGCCCAACAGGUAGCCAAAGUACCACAGGCCCCACAGACAGCAGCGACACUGCAAGCGCCACAAGCAGCCUAAGUACCACAAGUACCACAGAGAGCAGUGACACAACCGGAACAGUUUCCACAGACAGUCUCAGCACCAUGAGCACACCUUCUAGCCCAAGGACCACCACAGGCCCAACAGACAGCUCAAGCACACCAGGUACCACAGGCACUGCAAACAGCCCAAGUACAACGACUCCAACAAACAGUGCUAGCACCACAGGCCCCACAGACAGCAGUGACACAACCACCACAGGCCCAACAACCAGUUUAAGCACCACAGGUCCAACAGAGAGCUCAAGCACAUCAGGCACGACAGUGAGAACUGACACUUCAGGUACCAUAGACAGCCGAAGUACAACAACUCUAACAGACAGCUCAAGCACACCAGUUACCACAGGCACUGCAAACAGCCCAAGUACAACGACUCCAACAAACAGUGCUAGCACCACAGGCCCAACAGGUAGCCAAAGUACCACAGGCCCCACAGACAGCAGCGACACUGCAAGCGCCACAAGCAGCCUAAGUACCACAAGUACCACAGACAGCAGUGACACAACCGGAACAGUUUCCACAGACAGUCUCAGCACCAUGAGCACACCUUCUAGCCCAAGGACCACCACAGGCCCAACAGACAGCUCAAGCACACCAGGUACCACAGGCACUGCAAACAGCCCAAGUACAACAAUUCCAACAAACAGUGCUAGCACAACAGGCCCAACUGGAAACCCAAGCAGCACGAUUCUCACAGACAGCACUGAUACAGCUCGCACAACAAACAGCCCAGACAUCAUCAUCACCCCGAGCACCACAGGCCCAACAGGUAGCCAAAGUACCACAGGCCCCACAGACAGCAGCGACACUGCAAGCGCCACAAGCAGCCUAAGUACCACAAGUACCACAGACAGCAGUGACACAACCGGAACAGUUUCCACAGACAGUCUCAGCACCAUGAGCACACCUUCUAGCCCAAGGACCACCACAGGCCCAACAGACAGCUCAAGCACACCAGGUACCACAGGCACUGCAAACAGCCCAAGUACAACGACUCCAACAAACAGUGCUAGCACCACAGGCCCCACAGACAGCAGUGACACAACCACCACAGGCCCAACAACCAGUCCAAGCACCACAGGUCCAACAGAGAGCUCAAGCACAUCAGGCACGACAGAGAGAACUGACACUUCAGGUACCAUAGACAGCCGAAGUACAACAACUCCAACAGACAGCUCAAGCACACCAGGUACCACAGGCGCUGCAAACAGCCCAAGUACAACGACUCCAACAAACAGUGCUAGCACCACAGGCCCCUCAGACAGCCAAAGUACCACAGGCCCCACAGACAGCAGCGACACUGCAAGCGCCACAAGCAGCCUAAGUACCACAAGUACCACAGACAGCAGUGACACAACCGGAACAGUUUCCACAGACAGUCUCAGCACCAUGAGCACACCUUCUAGCCCAAGGACCACCACAGGCCCAACAGACAGCUCAAGCACACCAGGUACCACAGGCACUGCAAACAGCCCAAGUACAACGACUCCAACAAACAGUGCUAGCACCACAGGCCCCACAGACAGCAGUGACACAACCACCACAGGCCCAACAACCAGUCUAAGCACCACAGGUCCAACAGAGAGCUCAAGCACAUCAGGCACGACAGUGAGAACUGACACUUCAGGUACCAUAGACAGCCGAAGUACAACAACUCUAACAGACAGCUCAAGCACACCAGGUACCACAGGCACUGCAAACAGCCCAAGUACAACGACUCCAACAAACAGUGCUAGCACCACAGGCCCAACAGGUAGCCAAAGUACCACAGGCCCCACAGACAGCAGCGACACUGCAAGCGCCACAAGCAGCCUAAGUACCACAAGUACCACAGACAGCAGUGACACAACCGGAACAGUUUCCACAGACAGUGUCAGCACCAUGAGCACACCUUCUAGCCCAAGGACCACCACAGGCCCAACAGACAGCUCAAGCACACCAGGUACCACAGGCACUGCAAACAGCCCAAGUACAACGACUCCAACAAACAGUGCUAGCACCACAGGCCCCACAGACAGCAGUGACACAACCACCACAGGCCGAACAACCAGUCUAAGCACCACAGGUCCAACAGAGAGCUCAAGCACAUCAGGCACGACAGAAAGAACUGACACUUCAGGUACCAUAGACAGCCGAAGUACAACAACUCCAACAGACAGCUCAAGCACACCAGGUACCACAGGCACUGCAAACAGCCCAAGUACAACGACUCCAACAAACAGUGCUAGCACCACAGGCCCAACAGGUAGCCAAAGUACCACAGGCCCCACAGACAGCAGCAACACUGCAAGCGCCACAAGCAGCCUAAGUACCACAAGUACCACAGACAGCAGUGACACAACCGGAACAGUUUCCACAGACAGUCUCAGCACCAUGAGCACACCUUCUAGCCCAAGGACCACCACAGGCCCAACAGACAGCUCAAGCACACCAGGUACCACAGGCACUGCAAACAGCCCAAGUACAACGACUCCAACAAACAGUGCUAGCACCACAGGCCCCACAGACAGCAGUGACACAACCACCACAGGCCCAACAACCAGUCUAAGCACCACAGGUCCAACAGAGAGCUCAAGCACAUCAGGCACGACAGAGAGAACUGACACUUCAGGUACCAUAGACAGCCGAAGUACAACAACUCCAACAGACAGCUCAAGCACACCAGGUACCACAGGCACUGCAAACAGCCCAAGUACAACGACUCCAACAAACAGUGCUAGCACCACAGGCCCAACAGGUAGCCAAAGUACCACAGGCCCCACAGACAGCAGCGACACUGCAAGCGCCACAAGCAGCCUAAGUACCACAAGUACCACAGACAGCAGUGACACAACCGGAACAGUUUCCACAGACAGUCUCAGCACCAUGAGCACACCUUCUAGCCCAAGGACCACCACAGGCCCAACAGACAGCUCAAGCACACCAGGUACCACAGGCACUGCAAACAGCCCAAGUACAACGACUCCAACAAACAGUGCUAGCACCACAGGCCCCACAGACAGCAGUGACACAACCACCACAGGCCCAACAACCAGUCUAAGCACCACAGGUCCAACAGAGAGCUCAAGCACAUCAGGCACGACAGUGAGAACUGACACUUCAGGUACCAUAGACAGCCGAAGUACAACAACUCCAACAGACAGCUCAAGCACACCAGGUACCACAGGCACUGCAAACAGCCCAAGUACAACGACUCCAACAAACAGUGCUAGCACCACAGGCCCAACAGGUAGCCAAAGUACCACAGGCACUGCAAACAGCCCAAGUACAACAAUUCCAACAAACAGUGCUAGCACAACAGGCCCAACUGGAAACCCAAGCAGCACGAUUCUCACAGACAGCACUGAUACAGCUCGCACAACAAACAGCCCAGACAUCAUCAUCACCCCGAGCACCACAGGCCCAACAGGUAGCCAAAGUACCACAGGCCCCACAGACAGCAGCGACACUGCAAGCGCCACAAGCAGCCUAAGUACCACAAGUACCACAGACAGCAGUGACACAACCGGAACAGUUUCCACAGACAGUCUCAGCACCAUGAGCACACCUUCUAGCCCAAGGACCACCACAGGCCCAACAGACAGCUCAAGCACACCAGGUACCACAGGCACUGCAAACAGCCCAAGUACAACGACUCCAACAAACAGUGCUAGCACCACAGGCCCCACAGACAGCAGUGACACAACCACCACAGGCCCAACAACCAGUCUAAGCACCACAGGUCCAACAGAGAGCUCAAGCACAUCAGGCACGACAGUGAGAACUGACACUUCAGGUACCAUAGACAGCGGAAGUACAACAACUCUAACAGAAAGCUCAAGCACACCAGGUACCACAGGCACUGCAAACAGCCCAAGUACAACGACUCCAACAAACAAUGCUAGCACCACAGGCCCAACAGGUAGCCAAAGUACCACAGGCCCCACAGACAGCAGCGACACUGCAAGCGCCACAAGCAGCCUAAGUACCACAAGUACCACAGACAGCAGUGACACAACCGGAACAGUUUCCACAGACAGUCUCAGCACCAUGAGCACACCUUCUAGCCCAAGGACCACCACAGGCCCAACAGACAGCUCAAGCACACCAGGUACCACAGGCACUGCAAACAGCCCAAGUACAACGACUCCAACAAACAGUGCUAGCACCACAGGCCCAACAGGUAGCCAAAGUACCACAGGCCCCACAGACAGCAGCGACACUGCAAGCGCCACAAGCAGCCUAAGUACCACAAGUACCACAGACAGCAGUGACACAACCGGAACAGUUUCCACAGACAGUCUCAGCACCAUGAGCACACCUUCUAGCCCAAGGACCACCACAGGCCCAACAGACAGCUCAAGCACACCAGGUACCACAGGCACUGCAAACAGCCCAAGUACAACGACUCCAACAAACAGUGCUAGCACCACAGGCCCCACAGACAGCAGUGACACAACCACCACAGGCCCAACAACCAGUCUAAGCACCACAGGUCCAACAGAGAGCUCAAGCACAUCAGGCACGACAGUGAGAACUGACACUUCAGGUACCAUAGACAGCCGAAGUACAACAACUCCAACAGACAGCUCAAGCACACCAGGUACCACAGGCACUGCAAACAGCCCAAGUACAACGACUCCAACAAACAGUGCUAGCACCACAGGCCCAACAGGUAGCCAAAGUACCACAGGCACUGCAAACAGCCCAAGUACAACAAUUCCAACAAACAGUGCUAGCACAACAGGCCCAACUGGAAACCCAAGCAGCACGAUUCUCACAGACAGCACUGAUACAGCUCGCACAACAAACAGCCCAGACAUCAUCAUCACCCCGAGCACCACAGGCCCAACAGGUAGCCAAAGUACCACAGGCCCCACAGACAGCAGCGACACUGCAAGCGCCACAAGCAGCCUAAGUACCACAAGUACCACAGACAGCAGUGACACAACCGGAACAGUUUCCACAGACAGUCUCAGCACCAUGAGCACACCUUCUAGCCCAAGGACCACCACAGGCCCAACAGACAGCUCAAGCACACCAGGUACCACAGGCACUGCAAACAGCCCAAGUACAAUGACUCCAACAAACAGUGCUAGCACCACAGGCCCCACAGACAGCAGUGACACAACCACCACAGGCCCAACAACCAGUCUAAGCACCACAGGUCCAACAGAGAGCUCAAGCACAUCAGGCACGACAGUGAGAACUGACACUUCAGGUACCAUAGACAGCCGAAGUACAACAACUCUAACAGACAGCUCAAGCACACCAGGUACCACAGGCACUGCAAACAGCCCAAGUACAACGACUCCAACAAACAGUGCUAGCACCACAGGCCCAACAGGUAGCCAAAGUACCACAGGCCCCACAGACAGCAGCGACACUGCAAGCGCCACAAGCAGCCUAAGUACCACAAGUACCACAGACAGCAGUGACACAACCGGAACAGUUUCCACAGACAGUCUCAGCACCAUGAGCACACCUUCUAGCCCAAGGACCACCACAGGCCCAACAGACAGCUCAAGCACACCAGGUACCACAGGCACUGCAAACAGCCCAAGUACAACGACUCCAACAAACAGUGCUAGCACCACAGGCCCCACAGACAGCAGUGACACAACCACCACAGGCCGAACAACCAGUCUAAGCACCACAGGUCCAACAGAGAGCUCAAGCACAUCAGGCACGACAGAAAGAACUGACACUUCAGGAACCAUAGACAGUCGAAGUACAACAACUCCAACAGACAGCUCAAGCACACCAGGUACCACAGGCACUGCAAACAACCCAAGUACAACGACUCCAACAAACAGUGCUAGCACCACAGGCCCAACAGGUAGCCAAAGUACCACAGGCCCCACAGACAGCAGCGACACUGCAAGCGCCACAAGCAGCCUAAGUACCACAAGUACCACAGACAGCAGUGACACAACCGGAACAGUUUCCACAGACAGUCUCAGCACCAUGAGCACACCUUCUAGCCCAAGGACCACCACAGGCCCAACAGACAGCUCAAGCACACCAGGUACCACAGGCACUGCAAACAGCCCAAGUACAACGACUCCAACAAACAGUGCUAGCACCACAGGCCCAACAGGUAGCCAAAGUACCACAGGCCCCACAGACAGCAGCGACACUGCAAGCGCCACAAGCAGCCUAAGUACCACAAGUACCACAGACAGCAGUGACACAACCGGAACAGUUUCCACAGACAGUCUCAGCACCAUGAGCACACCUUCUAGCCCAAGGACCACCACAGGCCCAACAGACAGCUCAAGCACACCAGGUACCACAGGCACUGCAAACAGCCCAAGUACAACGACUCCAACAAACAGUGCUAGCACCACAGGCCCCACAGACAGCAGUGACACAACCACCACAGGCCCAACAACCAGUCUAAGCACCACAGGUCCAACAGAGAGCUCAAGCACAUCAGGCACGACAGUGAGAACUGACACUUCAGGUACCAUAGACAGCCGAAGUACAACAACUCCAACAGACAGCUCAAGCACAGCAGGUACCACAGGCACUGCAAACAGCCCAAGUACAACGACUCCAACAAACAGUGCUAGCACCACAGGCCCAACAGGUAGCCAAAGUACCACAGGCACUGCAAACAGCCCAAGUACAACAAUUCCAACAAACAGUGCUAGCACAACAGGCCCAACUGGAAACCCAAGCAGCACGAUUCUCACAGACAGCACUGAUACAGCUCGCACAACAAACAGCCCAGACAUCAUCAUCACCCCGAGCACCACAGGCCCAACAGGUAGCCAAAGUACCACAGGCCCCACAGACAGCAGCGACACUGCAAGCGCCACAAGCAGCCUAAGUACCACAAGUACCACAGACAGCAGUGACACAACCGGAACAGUUUCCACAGACAGUCUCAGCACCAUGAGCACACCUUCUAGCCCAAGGACCACCACAGGCCCAACAGACAGCUCAAGCACACCAGGUACCACAGGCACUGCAAACAGCCCAAGUAUAACGACUCCAACAAACAGUGCUAGCACCACAGGCCCCACAGACAGCAGUGACACAACCACCACAGGCCCAACAACCAGUCUAAGCACCACAGGUCCAACAGAGAGCUCAAGCACAUCAGGCACGACAGUGAGAACUGACACUUCAGGUACCAUAGACAGCCGAAGUACAACAACUCUAACAGACAGCUCAAGCACACCAGGUACCACAGGCACUGCAAACAGCCCAAGUACAACGACUCCAACAAACAGUGCUAGCACCACAGGCCCAACAGGUAGCCAAAGUACCACAGGCCCCACAGACAGCAGCGACACUGCAAGCGCCACAAGCAGCCUAAGUACCACAAGUACCACAGACAGCAGUGACACAACCGGAACAGUUUCCACAGACAGUCUCAGCACCAUGAGCACACCUUCUAGCCCAAGGACCACCACAGGCCCAACAGACAGCUCAAGCACACCAGGUACCACAGGCACUGCAAACAGCCCAAGUACAACGACUCCAACAAACAGUGCUAGCACCACAGGCCCCACAGACAGCAGUGACACAACCACCACAGGCCCAACAACCAGUCUAAGCACCACAGGUCCAACAGAGAGCUCAAGCACAUCAGGCACGACAGAGAGAACUGACACUUCAGGUACCAUAGACAGCCGAAGUACAACAACUCCAUCAGACAGCUCAAGCACACCAGGUACCACAGGCACUGCAAACAGCCCAAGUACAACGACUCCAACAAACAGUGCUAGCACCACAGGCCCAACAGGUAGCCAAAGUACCACAGGCCCCACAGACAGCAGCGACACUGCAAGCGCCACAAGCAGCCUAAGUACCACAAGUACCACAGACAGCAGUGACACAACCAGAACAGGUUCCACAGACAGUCUCAGCACCAUGAGCACACCUACCGGCCCAAGAACCACCACAGGCCCAACAGACAGCAGCGACACUGCAAGCGCCACAAGCAGCCUAAGUACCACAAGUACCACAGACAGCAGUGACACAACCAGAACAGGUUCCACAGACAGUCUCAGCACCAUGAGCACACCUUCCGGCCCAAGGACCACCACAGGCCCAACAGACAGCUCAAGCACACCAGGUACCACAGGCACUGCAAACAGCCCACGUACAACAAUUCCAACAAACAGUGCUAGCACAACAGGCCCAACUGGAAACCCAAGCAGCACGAUUCUCACAGACAGAACUGAUACAGCUCGCACAACAAACAGCCCAGACAUCAUCAUCACCCCGAGCACCACAGGCCCAACAGGUAGCCAAAGUACCACAGGCCCAACAGAGAGCUCAAGCACAUCAAGCACGACAGAGAGAACUGACACUUCAGGUACCAUAGACAGCCGAAGUACAACAACUCCAACAGACAGCUCAAGCACACCAGGUACCACAGGCACUGCAAACAGCCCAAGUACGACGACUCCAACAAACAGUGCUAGCACCACAGGCCCAACAGGUAGCCAAAGUACCACAGGCCCCACAGACAGCAGCGACACUGCAAGCGCCACAAGCAGCCUAAGUACCACAAGUACCACAGACAGCAGUGACAUAACCGGAACAGUUUCCACAGACAGUCUCAGCACCAUGAGCACACCUUCUAGCCCAAGGACCACCACAGGCCCAACAGACAGCUCAAGCACACCAGGUACCACAGGCACUGCAAACAGCCCAAGUACAACGACUCCAACAAACAGUGCUAGCACCACAGGCCCCACAGACAGCAGUGACACAACCACCACAGGCCCAACAACCAGUCUAAGCACCACAGGUCCAACAGAGAGCUCAAGCACAUCAGGCACGACAGAGAGAACUGACACUUCAGGUACCAUAGACAGCCGAAGUACAACAACUCCAACAGACAGCUCAAGCACACCAAGUACCACAGGCACUGCAAACAGCCCAAGUACAACGACUCCAACAAACAGUGCUAGCACCACAGGCCCAACAGGUAGCCAAAGUACCACAGGCCCCACAGACAGCAGCGACACUGCAAGCGCCACAAGCAGCCUAAGUACCACAAGUACCACAGACAGCAGUGACACAACCGGAACAGUUUCCGCAGACAGUCUCAGCACCAUGAGCACACCUUCUAGCCCAAGGACCACCACAGGCCCAACAGACAGCUCAAGCACACCAGGUACCACAGGCACUGCAAACAGCCCAAGUACAACGACUCCAACAAACAGUGCUAGCACCACAGGCCCCACAGACAACAGUGACACAACCACCACAGGCCCAACAACCAGUCUAAGCACCACAGGUCCAACAGAGAGCUCAAGCACAUCAGGCACGACAGAGAGAACUGACACUUCAGGUACCAUAGACAGCCGAAGUACAACAACUCCAACAGACAGCUCAAGCACACCAGGUACCACAGGCACUGCAAACAGCCCAAGUACAACGACUCCAACAAACAGUGCUAGCACCACAGGCCCAACAGGUAGCCAAAGUACCACAGGCCCCACAGACAGCAGCGACACUGCAAGCGCCACAAGCAGCCUAAGUACCACAAGUUCCACAGACAGCAGUGACACAACCGGAACAGUUUCCACAGACAGUCUCAGCACCAUGAGCACACCUUCUAGCCCAAGGACCACCACAGGCCCAACAGACAGCUCAAGCACACCAGGUACCACAGGCAUUGCAAACAGCCCAAGUACAACAAUUCCAACAAACAGUGCUAGCACAACAGGCCCAACUGGAAACCCAAGCAGCACGAUUCUCACAGACAGCACUGAUACAGCUCGCACAACAAACAGCCCAGACAUCAUCAUCACCCCGAGCACCACAGGCCCAACAGGUAGCCAAAGUACCACAGGCCCCACAGACAGCAGCGACACUGCAAGCGCCACAAGCAGCCUAAGUACCACAAGUACCACAGACAGCAGUGACACAACCGGAACAGUUUCCACAGACAGUCUCAGCACCAUGAGCACACCUUCCAGCCCAAGGACCACCACAGGCCCAACAGACAGCUCAAGCACACCAGGUACCACAGGCUCUGCAAACAGCCCAAGUACAACGACUCCAACAAACAGUGCUAGCACCACAGGCCCCACAGACAGCAGUGACACAACCACCACAGGCCCAACAACCAGUCUAAGCACCACAGGUCCAACAGAGAGCUCAAGCACAUCAGGCACGACAGAGAGAACUGACACUUCAGGUACCAUAGACAGCCGAAGUACAACAACUCCAACAGACAGCUCAAGCACACCAGGUACCACAGGCACUGCAAACAGCCCAAGUACAACGACUCCAACAAACAGUGCUAGCACCACAGGCCCAACAGGUAGCCAAAGUACCACAAGCCCCACAGACAGCAGCGACACUGCAAGCGCCACAAGCAGCCUAAGUACCACAAGUACCACAGACAGCAGUGACACAACCGGAACAGUUUCCACAGACAGUCUCAGCACCAUGAGCACACCUUCUAGCCCAAGGACCACCACAGGCCCAACAGACACCUCAAGCACACCAGGUACCACAGGCACUGCAAACAGCCCAAGUACAACGACUCCAACAAACAGUGCUAGCACCACAGGCCCCACAGACAGCAGUGACACAACCACCACAGGCCCAACAACCAGUCUAAGCACCACAGGUCCAACAGAGAGCUCAAGCACAUCAGGCACGACAGAGAGAACUGACACUUCAGGUACCAUAGACAGCCGAAGUACAACAACUCCAACAGACAGCUCAAGCACACCAGGUACCACAGGCACUGCAAACAGCCCAAGUACAACGACUCCAACAAACAGUGCUAGCACCACAGGCCCAACAGGUAGCCAAAGUACCACAGGCCCCACAGACAGCAGCGACACUGCAAGCGCCACAAUCAGCCUAAGUACCACAAGUACCACAGACAGCAGUGACACAACCGGAACAGUUUCCACAGACAGUCUCAGCACCAUGAGCACACCUUCUAGCCCAAGGACCACCACAGGCCCAACAGACAGCUCAAGCACACCAGGUACCACAGGCACUGCAAACAGCCCAAGUACAACAAUUCCAACAAACAGUGCUAGCACAACAGGCCCAACUGGAAACCCAAGCAGCACGAUUCUCACAGACAGCACUGAUACAGCUCGCACAACAGACAGCCCAGACAUCAUCAUCACCCCGAGCACCACAGGCCCAACAGGUAGCCAAAGUACCACAGGCCCCACAGACAGCAGCGACACUGCAAGCGCCACAAGCAGCCUAAGUACCACAAGUACCACAGACAGCAGUGACACAACCGGAACAGGUUCCACAGACAGUCUCAGCACCAUGAGCACACCUACCGGCCCAAGAACCACCACAGGCCCAACAGACAGCUCAAGCACACCAGGUACCACAGGCACUGCAAACAGCCCAAGUACAAUGAUUCCAACAAACAGUGCUAGCACCACAGGCCCAACUGGAAACCCAAGCAGCACGAUUCUCACAGACAGCACUGAUACAGCUCGCACAACAGACAGCCCAGACAUCAUCAUCACCCCGAGCACCACAGGCCCAACAGGUAGCCAAAGUACCACAGGCCCCACAGACAGCAGCGACACUGCAAGCGCCACAAGCAGCCUAAGUACCACAAGUACCACAGACAGCAGUGACACAACCGGAACAGGUUCCACAGACAGUCUCAGCACCAUGAGCACAGCUUCCGGCCCAAGGACCACCACAGGCCCAAGCACCAUAGGUCCCACAGACAGCACUGAUACAGCUGGUGCUACAGACAGCCCGGGCCCCACAGACAUCACAAUCAACCCAAGCACCACAGGUCCAACAGGCAGCCCAAGCACUACAGGCACCUUAGUGGUUUUAGGGGAUCCUGCAGUACAAAGAGCCACAGAAGCAGCUGUCGCAGCAGCCAUAACAGCCGCGGCAGCAGCAGCAGCAGUGACGGGAGCAGCAGUAGCAGCAACAGCUGCCGCUUUAGGCGGAUUGCCAAUAAUAGAUGCUGCAGGAAAUGUAUCAGCAGCUGCAAACAGAGCAGCUGUUGCUGCAGAUUCUCUUUUAGAAGUACAGGCCUUGGUGGCACUGGACACAGCAGAACAAGCAGUGGCUGCAGAGGCAGGAAGUCAAGAAGCUCAAGUAGCUGCAGCCUCAGCAGAAGUACAAACUGCAGUAGAUUUGGCAAUAGCAUCCGCGGGGCUGGUAUCAGACAUUGUGAAUGCACUGCGUCCAAGCACGACAGGACCCACAGACAGCCCAGGCACCACAGACAGCACAGGGACCGCAGGCCCUUCAGGAAGCCCAAGAACCACAAGCCCUACAGACAUCAUGGGCACGGUAGGCCCAUCAGAUAGCCCAGCCCCCAUAGACACCACAAUGAAUCCAAGCAUCACAGGCCCAACAGGCAGCACUGAAAUUGCAAGUGCCACAAGCAGCCCAAGUACCACAAACCCAACGGACAGAGCGAGCACCACAGGCCAAACAGACAGCCAAAGUACCACAGGUCCCACAAACAGCACUAAUACAGCUGGUACUCCGGACAGCCCAGGUCCCACAGACACCACCAUGAACCCAAGCACCACAGGCCUAACAGGCAGUACUGAAAUGGCAAGUGCCACAAGCAGCCCAAGUACCACAAACCCAAUGGACAGGGUGAGCACCACAGGCCCAACAGUCAGCCAAAGCACCACAGGCCCAACAGACAGCACUGAUACUGCACGUGCCACAAGCAGCCCAAGUACCAUAAACCCAACAGACAGUGCGAGCACCACUGGCCCAUCAGCCAUCUCAAGCACCACAGGUCCCACAGACAGCACCAAUACAGCUGGCACCACGGCCAGCCUAGGCCCCACAGACAUCACAUUCAACACAAGCACUACAAGACCAACCGGCAGCACUGACACUGAAAGUGCCACAACCAGCCCAAGUACCACAAACCCAACGGACAGAGCGAGCACCACAGGCCCAACAGACAACCCAAGCAUCACAGCUCCCACAGACAGCAUUGACACAGCUGGUACUACGGACAGCCCAGGCCCCAUAGACACCACCACAAAUCCAAGCAUCACAGGCCCAACCGGCAGCACUGACACUGAAAGUGCCACAACCAGCCCAAGUACAACAAACCCAACGGACAGAGCGAGCACCACAGGCCCAACAGACAACCCAAGCAUCACAGCUCCCACAGACAGCAUUGACACAGCUGGUACUACGGACAGCCCAGGCCCCAUAGACACCACCACAAAUCCAAGCAUCACAGGCCCAACCGGCAGCACUGACACUGAAAGUGCCACAACCAGCCCAAGUACAACAAACCCAACGGACAGAGCGAGCACCACAGGCCCAACAGACAACCCAAGCAUCACAGCUCCCACAGACAGCACUGAUACAGCUGGUGCUACAGACAGCCCAGGCCCCACAGACAUCACAAUCAACCCAAGCACCACAGGUCCAACAGGCAGCCCAAGCACCACAGGCACCUUAGUGGUUUUAGGGGAUCCUGCAGUACAAAGAGCCGCAGAAGCAGCUGUCGCAGCAGCCAUAACAGCCGCGGCAGCAGCAGCAGCAGUGACGGGAGCAGCAGUAGCAGCAACAGCUGCCGCUUUAGGCGGAUUGCCAAUAAUAGAUGCUGCAGGAAAUGUAUCAGCAGCUGCAAACAGAGCAGCUGUUGCUGCAGAUUCUCUUUUAGAAGGUACUAUAAAUCCAUCCACAGCAGCACAAGCAGCGGAAGAUGCAGCAGUUGAGGCUCUAUUGGCUGCAAUAGCUGCAGCGCGAGUGGCAACAACAGCAACGGGUGGCUUGGCUUCUCUUGCAAGAGAUUUAUCUGUAGCAGCAGCAAAUGCAGCAUUUGCAGCGAGAGCAGCUGCAGAUGCUGCAGUUUCAGCAGCCAACCUUACGGAAUCUGGAAACAUUACAGCUAAUGCACAAUUUGCCAUAGAAGCUGCAAGAAAUGCCAGCCAAGAGGCUGUGAUGGCUGCACAAACCCUUAGUGCAUUACUUACUUCAACAGACCUUCCGUCAGAAACAGCUGAAACUGUAAGACAAGCAUUGGUGUCAGCUGAAAGUGCUGCUGAAUUAGCAAAUGACACCGCAGUACAGGCCUUGGUGGCACUGGACACAGCAGAACAAGCAGUGGCUGCAGAGGCAGGAAGUCAAGAAGCUCAAGUAGCUGCAGCCUCAGCAGAAGCACAAAUUGCAGUAGAUUUGGCAAUAGCAUCCGCAGGGGUGGUAUCAGACGUUGUGAAUGCACUGCGUCCAAGCACGACAGGACCCACAGACAGCCCAGGCACCACAGACAGCACAGGGACCGCAGGACCUUCAGGAAGCUCAAGAACCACAAGCCCUACAGACAUCAUGGGCACGGUAGGCCCAACAGUCAGCCCAAUUACCAUAGGUCCCACAGACAGCACUGAUACAGCUGGUGCUACAGACAGCGCAGGCCCCACAGACAUCACAAUCAACCCAAGCACCACAGGUCCAACAGGCGGCCCAAGCACCACAGGCACCUUAGUGGUUUUAGGGGAUCCUGCAGUACAAAGAGCCGCAGAAGCAGCUGUCGCAGCAGCCAUAACAGCCGCGGCAGCAGCAGCAGCAGUGACGGGAGCAGCAGUAGCAGCAACAGCUGCCGCUUUAGGCGGAUUGCCAAUAAUAGAUGCUGCAGGAAAUGUAUCGGCAGCUGCAAACAGAGCAGCUGUUGCUGCAGAUUCUCUUUUAGAAGGUACUAUAAAUCCAUCCACAGCAGCACAAGCAGCGGAAGAUGCAGCAGUUGAGGCUCUAUUGGCUGCAAUAGCUGCAGCGCGAGUGGCAACAACAGCAACGGGUGGCUUGGCUUCUCUUGCAAGAGAUUUAUCUGUAGCAGCAGCAAAUGCAGCAUUUGCAGCGAGAGCAGCUGCAGAUGCUGCAGUUUCAGCAGCCAACCUUACGGAAUCUGGAAACAUUACAGCUAAUGCACAAUUUGCCAUAGAAGCUGCAAGAAAUGCCAGCCAAGAGGCUGUGAUGGCUGCACAAACCCUUAGUGCAUUACUUACUUCAACAGACCUGCCGUCAGAAACAGCUGAAACUGUAAGACAAGCAUUGGUGUCAGCUGAAAGUGCUGCUGAAUUGGCAAAUGCCACCGCAGUACAGGCCUUGGUGGCACUGGACACAGCAGAACAAGCAGUGGCUGCAGAGGCAGGAAGUCAAGAAGCUCAAGUAGCUGCAGCCUCAGCAGAAGCACAAAUUGCAGUAGAUUUGGCAAUAGCAUCCGCAGGGGUGGUAUCAGACGUUGUGAAUGCACUGCGUCCAAGCACGACAGGACCCACAGACAGCCCAGGCACCACAGACAGCACAGGGACCGCAGGACCUUCAGGAAGCCCAAGAACCACAAGCCCUACAGACAUCAUGGGCACGGUAGACCCAACAGUCAGCCCAAUUACCAUAGGUCCCACAGACAGCACUGAUACAGCUGGUGCUACAGACAGCGCAGGCCCCACAGACAUCACAAUCAACCCAAGCACCACAGGUCCAACAGGCAGCCCAAGCACCACAGGCACCUUAGUGGUUUUAGGGGAUCCUGCAGUACAAAGAGCCGCAGAAGCAGCUGUCGCAGCAGCCAUAACAGCCGCGGCAGCAGCAGCAGCAGUGACGGGAGCAGCAGUAGCAGCAACAGCUGCCGCUUUAGGCGGAUUGCCAAUAAUAGAUGCUGCAGGAAAUGUAUCAGCAGCUGCAAACAGAGCAGCUGUUGCUGCAGAUUCUCUUUUAGAAGGUACUAUAAAUCCAUCCACAGCAGCACAAGCAGCGGAAGAUGCAGCAGUUGAGGCUCUAUUGGCUGCAAUAGCUGCAGCGCGAGUGGCAUCAACAGCAACGGGUGGCUUGGCUUCUCUUGCAAGAGAUUUAUCUGUAGCAGCAGCAAAUGCAGCAUUUGCAGCGAGAGCAGCUGCAGAUGCUGCAGUUUCAGCAGCCAACCUUACGGAAUCUGGAAACAUUACAGCUAAUGCACAAUUUGCCAUAGAAGCUGCAAGAAAUGCCAGCCAAGAGGCUGUGAUGGCUGCACAAACCCUUAAUGCAUUACUUACUUCAACAGACCUGCCGUCAGAAACAGCUGAAACUGUAAGACAAGCAUUGGUGUCAGCUGAAAGUGCUGCUGAAUUGGCAAAUGCCACCGCAGUACAGGCCUUGGUGGCACUGGACACAGCAGAACAAGCAGUGGCUGCAGAGGCAGGAAGUCAAGAAGCUCAAGUAGCUGCAGCCUCAGCAGAAGUACAAAUUGCAGUAGAUUUGGCAAUAGCAUCCGCAGGGGUGGUAUCAGACGUUGUGAAUGUACUGCGUCCAAGCACGACAGGACCCACAGACAGCCCAGGCACCACAGACAGCACAGGGACCGCAGGCACCACGGACAGCCGAAUUACAAUAAACCCCACAGAGAGCCCAGGCACUGCAGAUGCCGGAGACACUGCAGACACCACAGGCACCCCAGUCAGCCCAUCAGACAGCCCAGGCAUCGUAGGCACCACGGGCAGCCGAAUUACAAUAAACCCUACAGAGAGCCCAGCCACUGCAAACCCCGGAGACACUGCAGACACCACAGGCACCCCAGUCACUGCAGAUAUAACAGGCAGUCUAAGUACCUUAAAUGCCACAGACAUCCCAGGCAAUGCAGGCCCCACAGACAUUGCAGGCAGCUUAACUACAACAAACCCCAUGGACAUCCCAGGCAAUGCAAGCCCCACAGACAUUGCAGGCAGCCUAAUUACAACAAACCCCGCAGACAUCCCAUGCAAUGCAGGCCCCACAGACAUUGAAGGCAGCCUAAUUACAACAAAUCCCGCAGACAUCCUAGGCACAGCAAGCCCCACGAGCAGCCCAAGUUUCACAGCCGACCCAGGCCCCACAAUUAUUUUCGUGGAUCCUAUAGUACAAAGAGCCACAGAGGCAGCCGUUGCAGCAGCCACAACAGCCACGGCAGCAGCGGCAACGGUGACGGGAGCAGCUGUGGCAGCAACAGCAGCUGUUUCAGGUGGAUUGUCAGCAAGGGAUGCUGCAGGAGAAGUAUCAGCAGCUGCAGACAGAGCUGCUGUUGCUUCAGCUUCUCUUUUAGAAGGCACAAUAAAUGCAUCCGCAGCAGCACAAGCCGCAGAAGAUGCAGCAGAUGAAGCUUUGUUGGCUGCAGCAGCUGCAGAUCAAGUGGCAGCAUCAGCGACGGGAGCUAUGGCCCCUUUUGCAAGAAAUUUAUCCAUAGCAGCGGAAAAUGCAGCAUUUGCAGCGAGAGCAGCAGCAGAUGCAGCGGUUUCAGCAGCCAACCUUACGGAAUCUGGAAACAUUACAGCUAAUGCACAAUUUGCCAUAGAAGCUGCAAGAAAUGCCAGCCAAGAGGCUACGAUGGCUGCACAAACCCUCCGUGCAUUACUUACUUCAACAGACCUGCCAGCAGAAACACCUGAAACUGUAAGACAAGUGUUGGUGUCAGCCGAAGCUGCUGCUGAAUUGGCAAACGGCUCGGCAGUGCAGGCCUUGGUGGCACUGGACACAGUAGAACAAGUUGUGGCCUCAGAAGAAGGAAGUCCAGAAGCUCAAUUAGCUGCAGCACUAGCCGCAGAACAAGUACAAAAUGCAGUAGGUCUGGCAAGAGAAUCCACACAGAUUGUAUUAGAUAUUGUGAAUGAACUACCUACAAGUGAGAGAGAAGUUGCCGCAGCUUCAGCAGCAAGCUCCUUAGUGGCCACAGCAACAUCCCUCGCAGCCUCAGUAGCAGUAGCAACUGGUGCAAGUCUAACUGACGAAUUCAAUGUGGCUCUUCAAAGGGCAGAGGAAGCAUCUGAGGCAGCAAGAUUAGCCGCAGAUGGAGAAACCGAUCCAGAAUUAGCUAUAGAGGUAGCUAGAAACGCCUCAAAAGAUUCAGCCGAGGCAGCAGAAUUUGUGGCUCUUGCUGCACUAGCUGCAGCAUCACGAGGAAGUGUUGAGGAAGAGCUUGCACAGUUAUCAUUAGCUGCGGCGAUGGCAGCCAGACAAGCAGCAAUGGCCAGCCCAGGUGAAAUUGACAAAGCUGCAAGAGAAGUGGUAAACGUAUCGAGGGAAGCUUCAGAAUUAUUUACGAAGCUCUCUGGUGAGUCUCCAUCCACACUCACAGUUGAAAUGCUAUCAGCGGUUCAAAAUGCAGAGCAGGUCGCUUUGUUGACAGAAGUUACAGGAGUAAUAGCAGGAACCGUCUGCGAUGGCAUAGACGCACAAUCUGCUGCACAAGCUGCAGCACGAUCCGCUUCAAGAGCAACAGCAGCAGCAGCAAACAGAACUGUUUCUCGUAUAGAAGCUGUUGGUGCUGCACAACGAGCAGUGGUGGCUGGUCUGACAGCCUCAGCGGCAGCAGCUACAGCAGUUGGUGCUGCUGCAGCGGCAACAACCGGGACAUCAGCCCUCCCUGCAUCCAGGAUUGCAUUGACGGCCGCCAGCGAAGCAGCGAGCGCCGCCACAUCACUGAGCGCGGGUGAAGAAACUUCUUUAGACUUUGCUGUCGUUGAAGCAAACGAAGCAGCUGGACUAGCUGGAGAUGCAGCUGAUGCUGCCACAACAGCAGCACAAACAUCUGAAUCAUCUUUGGACCAGCAGCUGGCAGAAUUAGCUCAGGAUUCAGCCAGAAUAGCGGAGAGGGCAGCAAACGCUGCACAGAUGGCGGCCUCCGUCCCAGCAACAGCGCAAAUGAUAGCAGCUGCCCUGGUAGCUGCCACAGAAGUAGAAAGGGAUUUUGCAGAGCUGAGACAACAGUUGGAGAAUUUACUGUCAAGUGCGUCACCAGAAACCUUCAGAAAGCGUGUUGCACUAAACAGCAUCCAUGCUGGGGCAGACUUAGCGCAAUGCGCUGCGAAGUUCUCCAGAAUGGCGGCAGAGUUGGGUGUGACGUUGACCAUGACGCUGAACACCGCAAACGUUGAAGAAAUGGAAUCUUAUGCCUCCGCGACGACAAAAUUGUCCAGGACCACGAUGAAUAACGCCAGGGGGGUGUUCGACAUCACGCUGCAAACAAAUGCUGCAACUAUCAAGAAGUUCUCGUUCACCACAGCACUCGCUGCCGUGGUUACGGUGUUACUAUUAAGCGUGUCGCAGGCCGGACAGAGACAGGACCUCCAGGACCGGGCCCACCUUGGCCAGUGGCAGGCCAUAGACGGACCCGGCAGAGGACAAGGCACAGGAGAAGCACGAGACAACCAGCCCCCAAGCCAGCCAGAGACCAUACCCCGCGCGGGCAGAAAGACGGUACACCUCGUCCCGAAGGGUGCCCAGAGACUCCCCUCAGCCGGAAGGGAAGACCACCCGGCCCCACAAGCAACCGGGUCCCAGGCCGCCCCGCUCAAGUCGGCCGCAGCAGGACCGCCCAGCAAGUAA